Molecule: messenger RNA, 3188 nt
Organism: Paralichthys olivaceus (Japanese flounder)
Lineage: Eukaryota; Metazoa; Chordata; Actinopteri; Pleuronectiformes; Paralichthyidae
Gene: tfcp2
Product: transcription factor CP2
Biological process (GO): regulation of transcription by RNA polymerase II
Cellular component (GO): nucleus
Molecular function (GO): DNA-binding transcription activator activity, RNA polymerase II-specific; RNA polymerase II cis-regulatory region sequence-specific DNA binding
Source: RefSeq, a predicted model, not a curated record
GCUACCGCUAGGGAAAAAAACACCACACGAAGAAGAACCAGGAAGUUACGCUGGCUCCUUUUCCUGACGUCGCCAGAUAAACAAACAAAAGCGACGCGUUCGUUUACGUUCAUUUAAGACGCUGAGUGAAUUCUGAUGGAUCUCCGUUCAUAGACAUGUCUACCGGGAGUCAUUUACCCCCCUGAACCCCCGUCAACAGAGGCCCAGAGGGGUUAGCAUCCUCCGGGCUAAGGCGUCGCUAGCUAAGCGGUUAGCUCGACAUGUUUAUUUUAGUGUUGGGGAGAAGCAGCGCGACGUGAUGGCACGAGACCUCCGCAGUGUCAGCAAGUAGCUGCACUUUUCCCUCGGAGCUUUUCCCAACAGGUUGUUUGGAUCUGAGCAGCUCGCAUCGCAACGUGACUGAUGAUAAACUCCCCUGUGUCACUUUCCUCUGAAGAUCGCGUGGAACUUCAGUUUUUACCAGAGCUGCACCGGACCUCCACAUCCCCUCCAUCAUGGCGUGGGCUCUGAAGCUGCCCCUCACGGAUGAAGUGAUCGAGUCCGGACUGGUCCAGGACUUCGAUGCCAGCCUGUCGGGCAUUGGACAGGAGCUCGGUGCUGGAGCUUACAGCAUGAGUGAUGUACUUGCCCUCCCCAUCUUCAAGCAGGAGGAGUCCAACCUUCCUCCAGACAAUGAAAACAAGAUCCUUCCCUUUCAGUAUGUUCUGUGUGCAGCUACCUCGCCGGCCGUUAAACUGCAUGAUGAAACACUCACCUACCUCAACCAAGGGCAGUCCUAUGAAAUUAGAAUGCUUGACAAUCGGAAAAUUGGGGAACUUCCGGAAAUCACUGAUAAAAUGGUGAAGAGCAUUAUUCGUGUAGUGUUUCAUGACCGACGACUUCAGUACACAGAGCACCAGCAGCUGGAAGGCUGGCGCUGGAACAGGCCUGGGGAUCGCAUCCUCGACCUGGAUAUCCCCAUGUCUGUCGGCAUAAUCGACCCCAGGGCUAACCCUGCUCAGCUUAACACUGUGGAGUUCCUUUGGGACCCAUCAAAAAGAACCUCAGUUUUUAUCCAGGUUCACUGCAUUAGCACAGAAUUCACAAUGCGCAAGCACGGGGGUGAAAAGGGCGUCCCCUUCCGCAUCCAGAUCGACACUUUUAAAGAGAAUGAGAGUGGAGAGUACACAGAACACCUCCACUCUGCCUCCUGUCAGGUCAAAGUCUUUAAGCCUAAAGGUGCAGAUAGAAAGCAGAAGACGGACAGGGAGAAGAUGGAGAAGAGGGCACCACAGGAAAAGGAAAAGUACCAGUCAUCCUACGAAACCACAAUACUGACAGAGUGCUCUCCCUGGCCCGAGGUCACGUAUGUCAACAACUCGCCAUCUCCUGGCUUCAACAGCACACCCAACAGCUUCCCAGUCCUGGAAGGAAACGGAUCCCCAACCCACCAGCCGGAGCCUGUUGUUCAGGUCGCAGAUCUGCCGUCUGUCUUGUUUUCUCCUUCUCAGAAUUUGUUACCCACAGCGACUCCACAGGAUGCACAACAGUGGCUUCACAGAAACCGCUUCUCUCCCUUCUGUCGGCUCUUCACCAACUUCUCAGGGGCAGACCUGUUGAAACUGACCAGGGAGGAUGUCAUUCAGAUCUGUGGGCCGGCAGAUGGUAUAAGACUCUUCAAUGCACUGAAGGGACGUGUGGUACGUCCAAGGCUGACCAUCUACGUUUGCCAAGAGUCUCCGGAGGCACGAGAUCAGAAACACGAAAACGGAGACGCUGCCACCAACACGUUCUUUAUAUAUCACGCCAUCUACUUGGAGGAGCUCACAGCGGCUGAGCUGACGGAGAAGAUCGCUCAGCUCUUCAACAUCUCACCCAGACAGAUAAACCAGAUUUUUAAACAGGGUCCUACUGGCAUCCAUGUGCUUGUCAGUGACGAGAUGAUUCAGAACUUCCAGGAUGAAGUAUGUUUUGUUCUGGACACAAUGAAAGAUGACACUAACGAAGGCUACCACAUCAUCUUGAAGUGAACACUGGGCAGGAGUUUCCCUCUCUUUCAGCCCUUCUGAGCCUCGUACUCCUCUCCGUUCUCUGAAUAUGUGGCGAAGUCCCACAAAAACUCUUAGAGGCUGCUCAGAUGAACAUGCGACUGAAUAACCUUACCCUCUCCUCACUAAACCUUAUUGUCUUACUUCUGAGGGAGUGACUCUGAUACCACAGUGAAGUAGUGCUCUCCUUCACACCCUGCCAUUGCACCCCAGCCUCGUACGUGGUUGCAUUUUUCCUCUGUCGCUUAUGCCUCAUGCAAGGGGUUAGUGGCACUACAGCUGCUAUCGCUGUUUAUUUGUUUGUUGAGCAUCUGGUGUGCCAAAGCUCUGUGCUUCAGAAUCAACAGUUUGUUUCUUUUUGAAAUCGUCAACCAAAAACAAAAAGGAAAGAAAUCAAAGCUAGAAAUAUAGAGAGACAGUUACAAUGACAGGACUUGACUUCAGCAUUUCAGCAUGAAGCCUUAUGGGAGCCGCUAAAUGCCAGGACGCAGGAAACUUUAUACAAGCAGACACAAUCACAGCAAAUCAGGACAUGAAGGGAAACUGCUGGAGUCCAGCUUUGCUUCUGCAAUUCCUUAGACAGCUAAAAACCUCUACUCAUUUGUACUUGAGGUUUUUCCAGUCUCCCACACACUGUUAGAUUCUUAGUUAGUGUAGAGCGCUCACUGGCACUUGAGGGUGUUUCAAAUCUUGAAAGAUGAUGAAACACAGUCUAUGUUCGUGAUCACACCACCAAACUGUCUCUGGUCCGUUUGCUUCCAGGCUAUCAGCUUAUUUAGCAAAAUGUUUUUGCCAUUUUUCAACGUUGUUUUUAAGUAGAUCAUUGUUUUAAGAUGCUUUCAGGAUGAAUUAUGCGUUAGGUCUGUGUUUUUUAAUACUCUUUUUUUUUUUUUCUUUUUUUUUUACAUCUCUUCAUCAUUGUCUUUGGAUGUCACCACCUCCAAAUACUAACACAUGUAACGGCACACCAGAGCUGCAUGUGACACGGUGUGGUUAGUCCAUGUUGAAUCCAUUGUAGUGCUUACAUGAAAAUCCAUAGCUUGGCGUAUUAGAUCUCCAUCGUAGCCCCUUGUCAUCGACAGUAUUAAGUACCCGUGUACUGACCGCCGUCUGUUUCUCUCCUCUAAUCUUUGCAAAAAUAAAAAUGUUUUUUUAAACCAA